Diachasma alloeum is the source of this 2206-nucleotide messenger RNA. RefSeq lists its product as uncharacterized. The transcript is spliced from 6 exons. Bases 158 to 1717 code for a protein of 519 amino acids. The record is from RefSeq and is a predicted model, not a curated record. NCBI's taxonomy places the organism in Eukaryota, Metazoa, Arthropoda, Insecta, Hymenoptera, Braconidae.
ACGAGACAGAGUUGAAUUCUGCGAGGCAUUAGCGUCGAGCCCACACACACACAUGCGUCCGCACAGUGGCGGUGACUUCUCCCAUUAUUUCCUAAUGGCGACGCUGUUCGAUGCCUAAACUACAUCACCUCUGCUCGACUUCGAAAAAACGACUAGAAUGGAUGCAGCAGCCCAAGAUGACUAUGCAUUUCACCUCGGCGAGAUGUUCAACAGCUACGAGGAGCUCGAGGAGAAGCUAGAGAAAUUUUCAAAACGCAGUUUGGUCCACUACUGGAGGCGAGACAGCCGAACAGUGAGUGGGGCCCACAUGAAGACAGCGAGACCCAUCAGCGAGAGACUGAAGUAUUAUUCCGUGAAAUACGCUUGCAUUUAUGGGGGCCAGAAGUUCCUCCCCAGAGGUGCCGGCAGGAGGCAAUCCCAAUCAAUCAGAACGAAUUGUCCUGCACACAUCAUGCUGAGGGCAUCGAAGGAUGGGAACAAACUCGAAGUGACGAGUGUCAAUAAUGAGCAUAAUCACGAGAUAUCUGAGGAACUGUUUAAGCAGCUUCCACAGGAGCGAAAGCUCUGUGGAGAGAUAAAACAGGAAGUCCAGGACCUCAUGCAGCUGCACAUCGACCGCAAGAGGCUCAAGGAAUACGUGAGACUGCGAACAAAUAAAAUCCUGAGGUCCAAAGAUUUGUUCAACAUUGCUGCAGCCAACAAGCAGAAACGAGACAUCACCCCAGAGCGAGCUUACCAGCUCUUCAAGAGGAUUCACGACCUGGAGAAGGCACAGGGAGGCAAGAGGAUGUAUCCAGAGGCUGAGGAUGAAAUUGCUCAGAGAUUGAAGAAGCUGAAGAAGGAUGUUCAUUCGCCCUGGGGGCAAGAUGGCCUGUCAGCUGAUCUCGAGAUAAGCGAGGGAAACGACGGAGAGGACUCCUACAGUGCGCAAUUGACCCAGGAGGAAGUGGCAGAUGACAUCGACACGACUGAGGGAGAACUGCUGAGGGCGAACAACGAAGGGAACAUCAUCACCCCCAACGGCCAGAUUGUCGGCGAGCUAGUGAUGGACGAUGGCGACCCUUCCGUCAUCGUGGAGUCAAUCGUCAAUGCUGAUGGAUCUGUGUUCGUGGACGAGAGGGAGUUCAACAGCUACUGCGACAACCACCUGGGGCAUGACAGUCGUUCCUCAGGAUCUCAGGGAUCCCAAGUUCUGGACAUUGAGACAAUUUCGACUCCCGCAGAAAUCCAAAAAAUCACAAAAGCCUCGGCCCCUUCGAACCCCCACCUCCUGUCAGACCCCCUCUCCCCCUCGAGUUCAAAAUCCCCUCCCAUAGACGAGUGCCAAGACACAAAAAUCUGGAUAAUGAAGGCGGCCUCGACCAUGCACCCCGAGAUGGACAGUGGCCCCGAGGGCGAGACCUCGAGAAAUCCAAAGAGCAUGAUGACAGAGAUGACCCCAGACGUGUCGAACGUGGAGGUGUUCGCAGGCGAGGCGAGCCACCAGCUGUUGCUCGAGCAGCUGUCAGUCCUGCGGGCUGAGAAGGGCAAACUCUUCCAGGAGACGGAGAUGCUGAAGCUGAAGAAGGACAAGCUCAAGCUGCAGAUCGACUGCUACACGAACGAGAUGAAGAAGCAGGAGAUGGAGAAGGAGAAACUCAGGCUCGAGAUCAAGCUGCUGCAGUCGAAGGUCGUUGAUGAUACUGGUGACGUCUCCCACUACAUCUUCGUGCCUUGAGAGGACUAAACUCGAUAUUCAUCAGUUUAUUCUGUCCCCUAACGAUUGGGGACUUGCAGGGCAAUUUUUUAAUCAUUAAAUAUGAAAAUUGGAGAAGAAUAUUGCACCAUCUCUUCAUUUCGAUGAACAAUAACGGAUUUUUCGUUGGUUUUCGGAAUUCAAAAUGAGUAGUCAAUAUUUUUUACGAGAUUUUCGUAUUUAAGAAGUUUGGUUAAUGAAGAAAAUUAGUGAUGGAAACUGUAAGUGAGGGCAGUGAUCAGUGGGUCGAAGAGGGGGAGCAGAAAAUACCAUUUUUUUUUCUACGAAACGCUGUUUCUUAUUGCGAUGUGCUUUUUGUUAUUUGAGAGUGAUCCAUAAGUAAAUAAAUUAUUUUCAUUAGAAGGAUUACGCUCCUUUUUGCAUGCUGUGACUGAAUUGAUCAGCUUAUUAUUUUAUUUAUUCGCAAUUAGUCAACAUUAUUAUUCGAUAAAAAAAUGAAAAAUUUCGUUA